AUGGUCGAGGAGACUCUUGACUGGGACGAGCCCCUCUCGGAAGCUCAGCGAGAAGAGACGCCACUCGCAGAAGACGACCUCUCUACCAAGGUCCAUAUCUUUGCCGACGCCUCAGAAAAAGCAAUAGCUGCUGUAGCGUAUCUGCAGACAGUGGACGCAACUGGAUCCACGCACAUCAGUUUCUUGAUGGGAAAGACCAAAGUCGCUCCAAAACAUGGCCAUUCUAUCCCGCGAUUGGAACUGUGUACCGCCCUGAUGGCAGUCGAAAUUGGAGAGUGCCUUUUCCAUGAGCUAUCUUUGGAACCUGGGUCCAUGACCUUUUACUCGGACAGCAAGGUAGUUUCUGGUUAUCUUAAAAACACAACCAGGCGUUUCUAUGUCUAUGUCAGCAACAGAGUCGAACGGAUCUUACGAUUUAGUAAGAGAGAACAGUGGCUUUAUGUCGAGUCUCAGCAGAAUCCGGCAGAUCAGGGAACUCGAGGAGUACCCACAUCUACUCUGAAAGCCAGUUUGUGGAUUCACGGACCUGGUCAACUUCAGCAAAAUCAAUCCAACGAUUUAGUAGAAGAGACGUUUCCCUUGGUAGAACCAUUAGAGGACAACGAAAUUCGCCCAGACGUUCAUGUGAUGAAGACUGAAGUCAGUUCAAAACCACUCAGUGAUCUAUUUGAGAAGUUUUCGAGCUGGACCAAAUUAACCAAAGUUGUGUAUUGCGUGAUGCGUGCCGCAAAACGCUUCAAAGACGGGAUAGGCACGAAGUCUGAAAAUAAUGUGGAUCUGAGCCCAUUUGAAUGGAAGAGAAGGGCAGAGGAAUUCAUUAUCAAAGAAGUUCAGGAUGGGUCUUACGGAAGGGAAGUUAGUAAUCUCCUCAAUAAAGAGGCAAUUCCCAAGAACAGCUCAAUAGAAGCUCUGGCCCCUACGAUCGAUGAUGACGGCAUCCUGCGGGUUGGUGGAAGACUUAGAAAGUCUAACUUGUCUGCCUUGGAAAAGAACCCCAUUCUAAUUCCCGGGAAGCAACAUGUAGCAACCUUGCUCACUCGACAUUUCCAUGCGUCGGUGAACACCAGGGUAGACACUUCACGGAAGGCGAGAUUCGAGCAAACGGUUUUUGGAUCACAGGAGGUAAACGCCUCGUUUCUCUGA
Molecule: messenger RNA, 1143 nt
Organism: Pecten maximus
Lineage: Eukaryota; Metazoa; Mollusca; Bivalvia; Pectinida; Pectinidae
Exons: 2
Coding region: 1-1143 (380 amino acids)
Source: RefSeq, a predicted model, not a curated record